AUGGGUUCUUUUUAUUCACCCGUCGAACAUAUCAAAGAGAAAACCAUCGACCAAAAGGACGUCGUCAGUGGUGUUGGAGAAAGACUCCGAAGGCUCAACUUCAGGAUCGUGGAGGAGAUCAAGGUCGAAGGCGGCAUUCGCAUCGAUUUUUUGAGCCCAGAAAGUAGCGAAGUUCCGUCCAUUGAUACCAGCAUUGCUCAUGUCCACGCUGCUGUUGACCUUUAA
Messenger RNA from Penicillium canescens, 225 nucleotides. RefSeq lists its product as uncharacterized. Bases 1 to 225 code for a protein of 74 amino acids. Lineage: Eukaryota; Fungi; Ascomycota; Eurotiomycetes; Eurotiales; Aspergillaceae. The record is from RefSeq and is a predicted model, not a curated record. The transcript has 2 exons.